Messenger RNA from Monoraphidium neglectum, 1413 nucleotides. Its product is annotated as phosphoinositide-3-kinase, regulatory subunit 4. The record is from RefSeq and is a predicted model, not a curated record. The transcript has 8 exons. Gene Ontology annotation, cellular component: late endosome; phosphatidylinositol 3-kinase complex, class III, type II; phosphatidylinositol 3-kinase complex, class III, type I. Gene Ontology annotation, molecular function: protein binding; protein serine/threonine kinase activity. NCBI's taxonomy places the organism in Eukaryota, Viridiplantae, Chlorophyta, Chlorophyceae, Sphaeropleales, Selenastraceae. The coding region runs from base 1 to 1413 and encodes 470 amino acids. Gene Ontology annotation, biological process: late endosome to vacuole transport; macroautophagy; autophagy of peroxisome.
AUGCGGCGGCUGUGCUGCGCCGGCGAGCAGCCUCUCGUGUGGGAUGUGCGCCGCCUGGAGCGCGACGUGUCCUUCCGCAGCCGUCUGACGUACGCGGGCCAGAGCGGCGCCAUCCUGGCGGUGGCGGGCGUGGAGGACGGCCAGUCCGCGGCCAGCGCCAGCGCCAGCGGGUCGCUGCACGUGUGGCGGGUCGAGUACACGGCCAGGGCGGGCGGCGGGGCGCCGGACAAGUACACGGGCAUCACCGUGCGCCGCCAGGUCUCCCCCGGGGAGGGCCGAGUCCUGGACGUGCAGCAGUGGGGGGCCGCGCCCCCCCUCAUGACCUACACCACCCAGCGCGGCGGCGUGCACGGGAUGGACCUGCGGAUGGAGCGCGACGCCUGGGUCGUGCCCGCGCCGCCGCGCCUCGGGGUCCUGCAGCAGGCGCGCAGGGGUUUGGUGCCGACGGUGGUGACCGACCCCUCUGGCCAGCACUGGCUGCUGCAGGCGACCAGCAGGGGCUGGCUCAGGCUGUGGGACGUGCGCUUCCUGCUCAACGCCAACACCUGGCAGCACCCCGCCAGGUGCUCCAUCGACGCAAUGGCGGCCGCCACCGCCGCGCCCUCGCGCCUCGGCCUGUCCGGCGGCGCGCUCCCCACGCCGGGCGCCCCGCUGGUGUACGUGGCCGCGGGCCACGGAGAGGUCGGCCUGUGGGACGUGGCGGCAGGGACCUGUCUGCAGGUGCUACGCACCCUCACAUCAGAAGAGGCGGAGUCGGGCUGCUUAGACGUGCCCUCCGCGCUCACGCCGCCCCCCGCCAGCAGCCCCCCUCGCGCAAGCUUGGGCCUCGCCGGCAGCGGCGGCGGCGGAGGCGGCCGCGGCGGUGGCGGCAUCACGGCCGCGCCCAUGUUAUCGGGCGCGGCGCCGUUGCUCUCUCCGGGUGCGAUGCAGCAGCAGCAGCAGCAGCAGCAGCAGCAGCAGCAGCAGCAGCAGCAGCAGCAGCAGCAGCAGCAGCAGCAACACCAGCAGCCGUGGCGGCGCGAGAGCGGCGGCAGCGGGCAAGCGGCACUGGGGCUUGGGGAGGGCGACGACUUGGCGGCAGCGCUGAGGAGCAGCCUGUUCCUGCAGGAGGUGGACCAGCCGCAGGCCAGGCCGCACAACGCGUGCGCGCUGCUGCCGCUGGGGGGCGGGCAGCUGUUGGCUGGCGGCGGCGACUGCGCCAUCCGCUGCUGGGAGCCGGCUUGGCCUGAGAGGACCUACCAGGUUUGCGGCCCUUUGUGGCCCAACAGCAUCAUUGAGCCGGGCACCAGCACGCUACACACGCCUGUGACGCUGCGGCGCUACCACAUGCGCCAUGUGGCCGGUGUGCCGGUGGUGGAGGAGGUGGCCUCACACGGCCGGGAGGACACCACUCGUCAGGUGAGCAGCCCUUAA